CCAAGAUCAAAGAGAAACCAGCCACAGACUGUAUCGGGCCAGGAUCAUUUUGCUGCCCCGACGGCUUCGGUAAAUGUUACUGCGAGGUAAACUCCGUCGAUGGAGUUCUAAGAGCGGUCAGGUUCACGGAACCUUGCAUUUCUACCGAAGGGUGUAUCUUAAGCAACGCUGAAACAUUCACUUUCGAAGGAGAGCCCGAUUCCGGCAACAGCGUGGACUCCAGCGACGCUUACCAGGACGACGAUCAUGAAUGGUUCGAAGAGUACAUGGAAUCUGCUCGAGCGUCGCGACGUCGCCUCCUGCAGGCUCGCGUAAACGACGACCAGUACGGUUCACGCGAAAAUAGACUGUCGAGUAAGAGGUUCAAGAACAGCUGGGGAUAUCGUUCCGUGGAUCGGGUGCGUGGUCGAUUGGACGACGACGCCGAUUACGACGACCAAGACGAGGAGGACGAAGAGGGGGACAUAGAGGAGAGCGGCGUCGGGGAGGAAACCGGUGACAAAGCCGAGGAUGACGAGGAAGAGGACGACGAGGAGACGAUCGGCCUCAGAGGCACCGCGAAGGGUCGUUGGAGCCCCAAGAAACGGGCUCGAGAGACGCGGGCCGAUUACGCGGCGAUUACGUUCGAGGGUAAGCAGGAGGUCGAUGAACCCGAGAGGAACAAGGCUGUAAAGAUCAGAUCCGUUAUGGACGACUGUGACGAGGAUUCCACAGAACCGCUGCAGUAUUACGAUUACGAAUCCAGGGGAAAUCCAAUAUCUGAAGUGCGAAUCGUGUUUGCUAUGAAAUUGGCAACGCUGAAUAUUUUGUUCUACUUCCUCGGUAUUUGACGAACAAACGCAACGAAGAUCAAAGAUAACUGUACACCUGGCAUUGAAAGAGACAUAACGAUUCUGGUGGAACAGUUUUACUGCAGUAGAAACUGAGUUAAUUCAAUAAAAUACUGCUACAAAUUUAAAUUUGAUGAGACGACAUGUAUACAAUAUUCAAACACAUUCGAAUUUAUAAUAAACAUAGUUCCUCCGUUCUGUAUAUUCAUUCUUAAUGUAUUUUACUACUUUUUAUGUUAACCCAAUAAGUGUGAAUAAAAAUUUUAAUUUAUUUGCAUAUAUUGAGAUCUUUACAAGGAUAACCUCUAUAAUAUUCCAACUUUUACAUUACAUCUUCUUCAAGGAAAUAUAUAUAAUAGAAUACCGCAAUGGUCACUUGAAAGUUAAGGAAAAUAGUACAAACGUAAUACUGAAGUGCAAUGCAUGAAGUAUACUGAAGAAAACUUACAGUUCAAGGUCUGCAACCUUCAAACAACCUUCUUCAAUUUACCCAACUCUUUCAGUUGCAAAGAUAAUUAACUCGAGCGAUGAAUGCGUACAAAAAUAUACAAAAAUUAAUUUCACUUUUUAAAUUCUAUUUUUCUAUCGAUUAAAAAAAUUAUCACCGUUCCUAUGUACGUAUGACUGUAUCAUGCAUAUGCAUGUCACGACUAACACAUAUAUUACGCCAUGAUUGUAGUAUACAACAGGAUAAAAACAGAGGCAUAAACGCUCCACUGCCUCUCAUUUCUCAAGAUGCAGAAUCAUCCGCCACGGAUAUCGAGGAUAUCGCGCAACGUUGAGAAGAAAAAAUUAUAUAGGCGUUCCUCACAAGGUGCUGCGAUAAUUAAUUACACCCAACCUCCUGCUUGGUAGCGUGCACCGUUAUUGGCGUUCUUACGUUAGGAAUUCAUUUACACGUUUUCCGCUCUGGCUCUAUAAAAGAAGCUGUGAGAAACAGUUACUUCGAGAAUGACUGCGUCGUGUAUACGUAAUUCGUUUCGAUAUACGAUACUUUCACGUUUACAGAUAAUUAUUAUGGAUUAGAUGGGCCAUCGACAACAAACGAUUUUCCACGCGUGGGCGUUCGCAUUGUAUACGAUAUUUUGCGUGAUAACUAUGCUUUCUUUAGAAAUUAGUUCCAUCAUUGUUCUAUGUAUAAUAGAAUAUUAUGUUUCAGAUAAUGUUGUACUUGUCUUGGAACACGAUUCGUAUUCAUUCAUCUAUUAAUAAUGGUGGAAUUGCUUUUUAUGUUCUGAUUAUAUAAAAUUAUCAGACAUCUUAAUUUUUUUUAAUUUAAAUGUAUCACAUGUUUCGAACACACGUGUAUUUUUAAUGAUUUAAUUCACUCUUUAUUGAGUUUGAUGAAAUACAGAGGAUCAACAAUUAUUCAAAUAAUUAUUUAGCGGAAAAAUUAUAUUAAAUAUCGAUGUCGACCAAACAAUGUGUUUCAUUUUUAUACUUAAUUGCCAGUAUGUACUGCGUGACAACCAGGGACAUGUUGGGCUGUGAAAUAAUAUUUAGUAAAUAAAAUCGGUAAAUGAAAUGAUUUAUCAAAA
Hylaeus anthracinus is the source of this 2368-nucleotide messenger RNA. RefSeq lists its product as uncharacterized. The record is from RefSeq and is a predicted model, not a curated record. NCBI's taxonomy places the organism in Eukaryota, Metazoa, Arthropoda, Insecta, Hymenoptera, Colletidae. The transcript has 6 exons. The coding region runs from base 267 to 830 and encodes 187 amino acids.